This is a messenger RNA of Halteromyces radiatus, 1536 nucleotides long. Its product is annotated as WD40-repeat-containing domain protein. Gene Ontology annotation, cellular component: extrinsic component of membrane; cytosol; phagophore assembly site membrane. Gene Ontology annotation, biological process: protein localization to phagophore assembly site; nucleophagy; protein lipidation. The transcript has 8 exons. The coding region runs from base 37 to 1287 and encodes 416 amino acids. Gene Ontology annotation, molecular function: protein binding; phosphatidylinositol-3-phosphate binding; phosphatidylinositol-3,5-bisphosphate binding. NCBI's taxonomy places the organism in Eukaryota, Fungi, Mucoromycota, Mucoromycetes, Mucorales, Cunninghamellaceae. The record is from RefSeq and is a predicted model, not a curated record.
UUUUUUUUUUCUCUUCAAAAUUAACUAUUAAACGUGAUGAAUAUUACUGAUAAAAGUAAUACAGAUUUAUUAUUUUUAAACUUUAAUCAAGAUUUUAGUUGUAUUUCUGUUGGUACAAAGCGCGGUUAUAGAAUAUAUAACUGUGAUCCUUUUGGAAAAUGUUAUUCAAAAGCUGAAGGAGGUACUGGCAUUGUUGAAAUGUUAUUUUGUACCUCUUUGGUGGCUCUUGUAGGUUCUGGUGAACAACCUAAUUUUUCAACAAGACAUUUACAAAUUAUUAAUACAAAAAGACAAUCAACUAUUUGUGAACUUACUUUUCCUACUUCUAUCCUUGCUGUCAAGAUGAACAGACGUCGACUUAUUGUUGUAUUAGAAGAACAAAUCUUUGUAUAUGAUAUCAGUAAUAUGAAACUAUUACAUACUAUUGAUACCAAUCCAAACCCACAAGCUAUUUGUGCUUUAUCACCUUCUAGUGAAAAUUGUUUUAUUGCUUAUCCUUCCAAAUCUCCAUCUAACUCUCAUUUUACUGGUGGCCAAACAACUCAAUCUUAUUUUCCAACUGGUGAUGUCGAAAUAUUUGAUGCUCUUUCUUUACAACUUAUCAAUAUUGUUCAAGCUCAUAAAAGUCCUGUUAGUUGCAUCACUAUGAAUGCUGAUGGUACUUUAUUGGCUACUGCAAGUGAAAAGGGAACUGUGAUUCGCGUAUAUUCUAUUCCUGAUGCCACUAAAGUCUAUCAAUUCCGACGAGGUUCUUAUCCUGCCAAGAUUUAUUCCAUGUCCUUCAAUUUAGUUAGUUCUUUGCUUUGUGUCUCAAGUGAUACUGAAACAGUACAUAUCUUCAAAUUAGCUUUAGGAGCUGCUCCUGGUUUAAAUGGUAAUAAUGGAUAUAGUCCUACUCCUUUGACAAAUGAACAACAUCAUCAUCAACAACAACAACAAGAACCUGAAGCUAGAGGAAGAAGUGGUAGUGUGGGUCAAAUGUUACGACGUUCUUCUUUACAUUUUGGGCGAAAUAUUGCUGGUAGUGUAGGUUCUUAUUUACCUGAAAUGUUGACUGAAAUGUGGGAACCUGCAAGAGAUUUUGCCUCUCUCAAACUUCCUUCUGGUAGUGGUGUUCGAAGUCUAGUAGCAUUAAGCAGUACUACUCCUCAAGUCAUGGUCAUUACAUCAGAAGGUUAUUUUUAUCAAUAUAAUAUUGAUUUGGAAAAUGGGGGUGAAUGUGUUUUACUCAAACAAAAUACAUUAUUGGAUUCUAGUGAUGAAGCCAACGGUGUUCUUGGUGAUUAGAUUUUCUCUUGUCCCAAUACCUUCUUUUUUUUUUAUGAUUAUUGUUACUUUACUAUUAGUUUUUUUUUUUCUUCUCUAUUAUCACAAUUGUCUUCAUACCCCGUUUUUACCUCACACGACCUUUUCCUUCUAUCCUUUCCUUUUUCAUAUCACUAUAUACUUAUUUGUAUUAGUAUAUAUUAUGCAAAAUUAUUUAUUUUUAUGCUAAGUAAAGAAUUCUGAUUGUCCUGUUGAAGCUUGUUAAAAAUG